Molecule: messenger RNA, 921 nt
Organism: Trypanosoma grayi
Lineage: Eukaryota; Euglenozoa; Kinetoplastea; Trypanosomatida; Trypanosomatidae
Exons: 1
Coding region: 1-921 (306 amino acids)
Source: RefSeq, a predicted model, not a curated record
AUGAUCGCCUGUGACGAUGAAGGCCGCCGCUUCGUCUGGCGCAUCUCAAAGUUCUCCACCUUCAAGACCGGCUCGACGCUCGACAGCGACAACAUUGUCUGCUUCACCAAUGCGAAGUUCCACUUCCACAUGACGCUCGGUUUGGGCGGCGACAUCGGGCUGUAUCUGCACUACAAGGCCUCCGGCAUCCCCAAGUAUUCGUACUACUUCGCCAACAGUCAGGGCGUGUUGAUGCGGCAGCACACGGCGCACACAAUCCCGCCCAACACGGAGCGCUGUGGCCACUGGAACGCGUGCUACCGCCCAGACAUGCUUGAGUUCCUCGGCAAAGACGACGAGCUGUCGGUGCACUUCUGCUUCGAUGACGACAGUCUCGUGAUGUCGAACAUGGCGCAGAAUAACACGGUGGUAGUCAACUGGACGGUGCCGCGGCUGUUCAGCCAGAUGCUAAACCCGUACUCCUCGCGUGGCUUCGUGGUCGACCGCAACCUUCUUCUUGUGCGGCUCGAGGUGAAGAAGGAGUCGGGUGCCGCCGAUGCCGUGGCACUGUACGACACGAACGUCAUCAAGGAGCUUGUCUUCUUCAUCUUCUGCCGCAAGGGUGAGACCCCCCCACACAGCAUUGAGCUGAUGAGCGCCAGCGGCGUGAGCAUCAGGAAGCUAGAGUGGCGUGAGGAGAGCGGCACGCGCACGCUGACGGUGUCAAAGGACGAUGUGAUGAACGUGCUCGGGAGUGAGGGGGCGCUGCAGGUGCGGGUGGAGAUGCAGGCCGGCGGCAACCCGCUCGACGCACUCAACGCGCUCAGCGGGGCUCAACAGCAGCAGCACCAGAAGGGGGACAACGGGCUCGAAGAGCCGCCCCGCACAGUGCAGAUCGGCGAUAAGAAGGAGGAGUACGUCGUGAUAAACGGAGACGACUAG